ACCGUACCGGUACCAGUAAACUUAUUAGUUAAUUUUAAUUGGUGCAUAUCUUCAAUUCCAUCCAAACAUCAUUGUGACGUUACCACCUUCAUACUGCAGUACUGCCAUAAAGAUGAAGGAGUUAGAUUUUGCGGAUCAUCUUCUGAAAAAGUUUCAGGACGAUGGAUUUUUAAUAAUGGAGAAUUAUUAUGAUGAUGAACUCUGUGACAAACUAAGACACGAGUGUUCUUUGAUCAUUGAUAAAAUGAAUCCUGAAGAACAUAAAACAGUGUUUGAAACCCAGAAUGACGAAGAGCAUGUAGGUGAUGAUUAUUUUCUGACCAGUGGGGAUAAAAUACGAUUCUUUUGGGAGACUGAAGCUGUGAAUGAUAAAGGAAAUCUGAAUCGACCAAAGCAUAUUGCUUUAAACAAGAUUGGACAUGCUCUUCAUUUUUUGAAUCCCGCUUUCAAAGAUGCAACAUUCACUCCAGAACUCAAAAUUAUUCUUCAGCGACUGGGAUACAUAAGACCAGUAGUUCCCCAAAGUAUGUAUAUAUUCAAGCAACCAAAUAUUGGAGGAGAAGUCACAAAGCAUGUUGAUGCAACUUUUCUUGACAACAAUCCAAGGAAACUGACUGGGUUUUGGAUUGCUUUAGAGGAUACAACACUUGAAAAUGGAUGCCUCUACUUCGCGCCUGGAUCUCAUAAGAAUGUUGAUCUGAAUUUUAAAAUGGUUCGAAAUCCUGAUAAGCGGAAGAGAGGAGUAAUAUUUGAGGGAGAGAUAGAGUACUGUAAUGAUAAUGAGUUCAUGUCUGUCCCUGUUAAAAAGGGUUCUAUGAUUAUCAUAGAUGGAUUGGUUCAACACUACAGCGCAAAGAAUAUUUCAGAUAAAUCUAGGCAUAUAUAUACUUUCCAUGUGGCGGAAAGCUACCAAACUGAGUGGAGUAAAAAAAAUUGGUUACAACCAACAGAUACACCUUUCCCUGUUGUGUAUGAUUGCAGUGCCACAGCACAGAAAGAAAAUGUAUAGCAUUCCAGUGUAUACAGUCUGUGAUUUUCUUAACUUCUUCCUGCCAUGAAUGUCAGUAUUUCUGCAAUUGCCUAAAUGUACAUUUCUAAUCAUUAAUAAGUUGGUUAUAAGGAUGUAAAUUUUAGUUGUUUCCCGUGCUCAACAUUUUCUUUUCAUAUUGAUAAUUUUGCAGUUUACCAUGUAGUUUUGUCUGCCCGUUCAGAUUCGGACUUUUAUUCGGAUUCUCCCUAUUUUUAUAAUGAAUUGUUUUAGUUUUAGUUUACCAUCACAAAUUGAUGUAAAAUAGUCUUAUGCAAUCAUGUUAUUUUGAGGGUUUUAAAACGUAAUGAAUUGCAAUAGAGGUUUA
Messenger RNA from Styela clava, 1355 nucleotides. The record is from RefSeq and is a predicted model, not a curated record. Lineage: Eukaryota; Metazoa; Chordata; Ascidiacea; Stolidobranchia; Styelidae.